Messenger RNA from Clupea harengus (Atlantic herring), 1589 nucleotides. RefSeq names its product transcription factor JunB-like. Gene Ontology annotation, biological process: regulation of cell population proliferation; regulation of cell cycle; regulation of transcription by RNA polymerase II. Lineage: Eukaryota; Metazoa; Chordata; Actinopteri; Clupeiformes; Clupeidae. The record is from RefSeq and is a predicted model, not a curated record. Gene Ontology annotation, cellular component: transcription regulator complex. Gene Ontology annotation, molecular function: RNA polymerase II cis-regulatory region sequence-specific DNA binding; DNA-binding transcription factor activity, RNA polymerase II-specific; transcription factor binding.
AAGGCUGUGAUUAUAAAUUGUAUUCUCGCCUUCGGAGUAACAAGCCCUGUGUGUUAAACAGCGGAAACGGCGGAAUCACUUCACAGUCACAGACAACGGGAUCUUCAGUUUGACACACACGACAGUCAAAGAGAAACGUGUCAGCAGCGCAAAUCUACUUGGUACAGUAGCAAACUACUUUGGAACCUUCCUCCUUUUCUUCUUUGAUAAGAGUCUGGGGCUUCAAGUGUUUAAAACAUUACGGAACAUUACGGGGUGACUUUUUGGUGACUUGACGAGUUUUUUUUUAUAAAAAGUUGAUUUUAAAGCUGGAAAAAGUUCCGGCUGAGUGUUUUGCUCUCCAGCCGGCGGUGUUCAGUGACUUUGCUGUCUGCUCGUAGUCUACUGUGUGUGUGCAUUGCAAACCGUAGCCUAUAUGUCCACGAGAAUGGAGCAGCCGUUUUAUGAUGACUCGUUUCUCUCUGCUUACGGUCACGCAGAAGCUGCCGCGCUGCACGACUUCAAGUUCCUCAAGCAGCAGAACAUGAACGUGACCUUCGCCGAGCCCUACCGGAGCAGCUACAAGACACACCUGCGUGCGCCCACCGCCACCGACUCGGACUUCUUCGCCAACCCGGACAUCGCCGCGACAUCGCUCAAACUCGCCUCACCUGAGCUCGAGAGGCUGAUCAACGGCAGCAACGGCGGCGUUAUCACCACCACGCCCACUCCCGGCCAGUAUUUGUCGGGGUACCACCACAGCGGCAUCGGCAGCCGGGGGAUCAUCACAGAGGACCAAGAGGGUUUCGUGGACGGGUUCGUCAAAGCUCUGGACGAGAUGCACAAGAUGAACCACCAGAUGACCGCCCCUCCGAACGUGUCUAUCGGCACCGGUGGCGGCGGCGGGGGGGUCUCCACCUGCUCCUCCGUGGCGGCGCCCUCCUCGGUCUUCGACAACCCCAUCUACACCACGCUCAACUCCUGCGCGCCCAACACUAACCUAACACCGGUGGCCACGCACCACGCCAGCUACCCCACCGCCACGAUCAGCUACCUGCCGCACUACCAGCCACAGCAGACCUCCGCGCACCAUCACCACUUCCACUCGCUUGCCGGCGCCGGUCUGCUUCACCCGCAGCAGCGGCAUCUCGUGUCGCUCAAAGAGGAGCCUCAGACGGUCCCGGACCUCCAGAGCAGCGACGGCGAAGGCGGCGGCUCCCCUCCCAUGUCCCCUAUCGACAUGGAGGACCAGGAGCGCAUCAAGGCCGAGCGCAAGAAGCUCCGCAACCGACUGGCGGCCACCAAGUGCCGCAAGAGGAAGCUGGAGCGCAUCUCGCGCCUGGAGGACAAGGUGAAGCUGCUCAAGACGGACAAUGCCGGCCUCGCGAGCGCGGCCACGCUGCUGCGGGAGCAGGUCGCGCAGCUCAAGCGCAAGGUGAUGACACACGUCGACAGCGGAUGUCAACUGGCACUGACGCCGAGAAUGAAGUCAUACUGAAGCGUGGCGUGUCACACAGACUUGAGGGGGGUGUGUGGGGAGUGGAUGAGGCUAGGAGCUAACACUGGACGUCUCUUGUUUUGAGGCAUGUUUAAAAAAAAAAGACUUUAUU